Molecule: messenger RNA, 1713 nt
Organism: Branchiostoma belcheri (Belcher's lancelet)
Lineage: Eukaryota; Metazoa; Chordata; Leptocardii; Amphioxiformes; Branchiostomatidae
Product: kelch-like protein 21
Exons: 4
Coding region: 1-1713 (570 amino acids)
Molecular function (GO): protein binding
Source: RefSeq, a predicted model, not a curated record
AUGGAGACACUGAAAAACCUUUGGUCGUCCAGAAAACUCUGUGAUGUCGUUCUCCGUGUUUCGCGAUCUAAAUACCACUGCCAUCGAGCGGUUCUGGCAUCGUUCAGUCCUUUCUUUACAGGACUGCUUCUUGGAGACUUCAAGGAGGGCCAAGACAAGAACGUGUGGUUAAACGACGUCUCGUCUAAGAUCGUGGACGAACUCUUGACCUACGUCUACACAGGAUCUUUCACUGUCACAAGAUCUAACGUAGAGAGACUAGUCCACACAGCGACUCUCUUUCAGUUACCGCUAGUUGUUACAACCUGUUGCCGGUAUCUUUCCAAGCAGCUUUGCGUCGAAAACUGUUUCGGGAUCUGGGUCUUCGCCGAGGCAUACUGCUGCUUAAAUCUAGCGGAAGAAGCGAGGUGUCUUGCCCUGGAUAGUUUACCACGUGCGGCGAGGGUUGGGGAUCUAGACGUUUUGUCGUUUGACCAUGUGUUGUUCUUGAUUACGGACGAGCGUUGUGUGUGGUGCACUGAGGUUUUGUACGAAGUGGUGAUGCAAUGGGCACGAGGAGAAAGAACCAGACGUGAACACCAUCUACUGGCGCUGAUGCGUUGUCUCGACCUCUCUCGGGUGAACCAAGACUUCUUCAACCACCAAAUCAAGAAGGACCCAUUCCUCAACAUGUCUCCAGAAUGUCUCCAGCUCGUUCUGGAUGCGGAACAGGAGAUGAACGAACGCAAACAACGCCGCCUGCCGGGUGAACUUAUAGCGCAGGUGGGCGGGACGUGCUACGAUCAGACCACGGGAGAAGUCCACAACAUUUCCUACAUCGACUGUCUGGACGUGAAGAAAAACUCUCGAGUUGUUUUGACCGAUCUGCCGCCGAGUCUGGACACGGGGAACUGUUACCUCAACGUCCUAAGCAUUGACGAUGCCAUCUACGUACUUUCCUCCAUGGAAAGACUGCAAUACGACUCUGAAAAAGAGAUGGAGUUUUGGCGCUACUCCACCUCUUCUGACACCUGGGCGCGCCUUCCCGACCCUCUUACCUUCCACGAGGGCCACUGCGGUUUCGUGGCAGUCCAAGGACGAAUCUACGCCAUAGGCAGUAACCUCCUGGCCGAGAAAGAUCAGUUCUACUACGAGGCGUACACCCUGAGGGAUAACUGCUGGUCUAUGGUCCCGCCCGUACCACAUACAGUACACAAGAUAGUGGCCGUCUCUUGUCAGGAUAAACUUGUGGUACUCGGAUACUACGAGGGAUGGUCCAAGAACUAUUAUAUACAGACACGUCAUAGAGGAACGUGGGACUAUUACGAAGUGGAGGCGUACCACGGCGGAAAGCCCCAGUUCCAGGCGGCGUGUGUAGGUACCCGGAUCUACCUGCUCCCCACGCUGGGCAGGCUGCUCAAACAGAUGUGCGCCUUCGACGUGGAGACGUCCGAGUUUUACAUGGUUCCUGUUCCGUCGUACAGCCCCCUACAGUGCGGCAUGACAGUGUUGGACGGGCAGGUAGUGGUGACAGGAGGGAGAGACCAGGCCGUCUCCGCGUACUCUUCCAACGCCGUAGAGGCAUAUGACAGUGACGGUAAGAAGUGGGUGCGGAUUGGAUGGCAGGGUGAGCCUGUGAGACGAGCACACAGCUGUGUGACUAUACCUAACUGUCAGUGGAUACAACAGAGACUAGAGAAACAGGAACACACAGAGAAGGAGGAGAAUAACUAG